Trichomonas vaginalis G3 is the source of this 948-nucleotide messenger RNA. Its product is annotated as cyclin-dependent kinase inhibitor 2C-related family. NCBI's taxonomy places the organism in Eukaryota, Parabasalia, Trichomonadida, Trichomonadidae. Bases 1 to 948 code for a protein of 315 amino acids. The record is from RefSeq and is a predicted model, not a curated record. The transcript has a single exon. Gene Ontology annotation, molecular function: protein binding.
AUGCAUGCAUCCAAAAAUGGUCAACUUGAAGUUGUAAAAUAUCUUAUCUCAGUUGGAGCAAAUAAAGAAGCAAAAACUAAUGAUGGAUCUACUCCACUCAUUAUUGCAUCAGAAAUAGGUUUUCUCGAAGUUGUUAAGUAUCUUAUAUCAGCUGGAUCUGAUAUAGAAGCAAAGGAUCAAAAUGGAUAUACACCCCUCAUGUUUGCAUCAGCUAAAGGUCAUCUUGAAGUUGUUAAAUAUCUUAUAUCAGUUGGAGCUAAUAAAGAAGCUAAAACUAAUGAAGGACAUACUUCACUCAUUUGUUCAUCAAUUGAAGGUCAGCUUGAAGUUGUUAAAUAUCUUGUCUCAGUUGGAGCUAAUAAAGAAGCAAAGAAUAAUUAUGGAUACACCUCACUCAGUGCGGCAACAAAUAAUGGCCAUUUUGAAGUUGUUAAAUAUCUUGUCUCAGUUGGAGCUGAUAAAGAAGCAAAGACAACGUAUGGACAAACACCUCUCCUGCGGGCAUCAAUUAAUGGUCAACUUAAGAUCGUUAAAUAUCUUAUUUCAGCAGGAGCUAAUAAAGAAGCAAAGGAUAAUAAUAGAUAUACUUCACUCCUUAUUGCAACCCAAUUAGGCAAGCUUAAUAUUAUUAAAUAUCUUAUCUCAGUUGGGGCCAAUAAAGAAGCUAAGGCUAUAGACGGUAAGAAUCCACUCACGAUUGCAACUGUAUUGGGCAAUCUUGAAAUUGUGCAAUAUCUUAUCUCAGUUGGGGCUAAUAUUGAAGCAAAGAAUGAGAAUGGAACAACACCUCUCAUGGCUGCAGCAGCAGGUGGUAAUCUGGAAGUUGUUAAAUAUCUUAUCUCGAAAGGAGCUAAAAAAGAUGCAAAAGAUAUUGCAGGAUCUACUGCACUCUUCUAUGCAUCAGCUAAUGAACACCUUGAAAUAGUCCAAUAUCUAUCUUCGUUGUAA